Molecule: messenger RNA, 5182 nt
Organism: Solenopsis invicta (red fire ant)
Lineage: Eukaryota; Metazoa; Arthropoda; Insecta; Hymenoptera; Formicidae
Exons: 2
Coding region: 283-3633 (1116 amino acids)
Source: RefSeq, a predicted model, not a curated record
GCACAAGUGUAUAAUAUCUCAUGGGGAUUACUUUGAAGGGGACAAAAUAGAUAUUCAUGAAUAAAUAAAUAAUUUUUGAAAAAACACAAAAUUCGCGAUACUUUUUGAACACACCUCGUAACUGCCCUACAAGAAGAAGAUAUUUUACAGAAAGCGGCUAUUAUAAUUAGGAAAAUAUGUUAUAAAAUUGAACGUAAAAAAUUGCCAGAUAAAUUAACAAGCACAGAUCUGAUAAAAGGAGAAUGCGAAAUCCCAAAUUCAAUUUUAAAUUUUUUUGAGACAAUGUUAUGUGGACUUAAUUAUCGCAGAAAACGUAAUAUUAAGACUGAAAGACUUAGCGAAUCUUUAUCAGCAGAUUUGAUUUAUGCAGUAACAAAUGGAAAAGUAAAGCCAUCGAAACAAAUUGCUCUAGGCAUGACAGUGAAAAGCUUAACUAAUAGCAGAAAACUUGUAAAUAUUUUGAAUAGAUAUGGCCAUUGCUGUAGUUACACAGUAUUAGAAGAACUAGAAACGGAAGCAACGUACUUUUCAACUAAUCAGUCGGACAUUUGUCCAGAAGAUACCUUGCAAUCAACAAACUUUUGUACAGGCUUAGCGUUUAAUAAUUUUGAUAGAUUUGUUGAUACACUAAGUGGGAAAGGUACAUUGCACGACACAGUUGGCAUUAUUUUUCAAAAUAAAUAUGAUCCAGCAAUUGAUGGUAGAAUUGAAAUUAAUCCAGAUAACUCUCAAGAAGUGCUCUCAACUGAAAAAUCUAAGAAACGCAGGCGAGCUUUUGAUGAAGUAACAUUCGAAUUAGAAGCUUAUGCUAAAAAGCCUAGGUUAAUAGAGAUAUUACAACCGUUGGAUCAUCCGGAGCGCUUUAUUGAUCCUAAUAAUUUACAGUUGUUUCAAAAAAUUAAUUUCACGUGGAUAUUUUCUCAUUUACUAAAAUUACCUGAUAUUCCAAUGUGGGUGGGAUAUAAUAGUUUAAUUUUUGAUGAUAAAUCCCGUGAGCAACAAGUUUCUUAUUUAACAACAAUUAAUGAUUCGCCAACUAAUAAUUCAGUCGUUGUAGAAACCAUGAAACAGAGCCAAAGAGUGGCAAAUGAGUGUGGUGAAAUAUAUAUGCAGGUAACGUAUGAUCUUGCAAUUGCUAAAGUGGCUCUUCAAAUUCAACGUACAGAAAAACCGCGAUUUGAUAACUUAUUCAUACACGUAGGCAUGUUUCACGUGAUGAUGGCUUAUUUUAAAGCUAUAGGCAAAUUUAUUAAUAAUUGUGGAAUCAGUACGGUGAUGAUCAAUUCAGAUUUAUUGGCUAGUGGAUCAAUUAAUGGCUUUCUUGAAGGAAAACAUUUCAAUCGAUGCAGAAGGUUGCACCCUAUAAUUUAUUUAGCGAUUAAUAUUCUGCAUUUUGAGAGCUUUGCUGAUUCGGAAAAUAUUGAGAUUACAGAUCAAGUAAAAAAAUAUUUGCAAGAUUUUAUUAAACAUCGAUCAGAGAGACCAACUGUGCAAAACCGAGAAUUGGAGAAUUUAUUCGAUGAAUAUGAUGAUUAUAAACAAAAAACACUUCAAGGAGAACAUGGGAAAACUCCACAAUUUUAUUUGAUGUAUGCUCAACUUAUUGAAUAUUUUUUUAUAUUGAAUAUGUCCAUCCGGAAGGGAGAUUUCGAAUUAUUCAAAUUUAUUCUACCAAAAAUUGCAAAUAUUUUUUUCAUAUUCAACCAGCAAAAUUACUCACGGUACUUGGUGAAAUACCACGACAAUCUGAUUAAAAUUGAUGAAACGCAUCCUGAUCUGAGAGUACAAUUAGAGAAAGGAUCAUUUGGCAUCAAACGAACGAAGAAACCUUUUUCUCGGCAGCCAGUAGAUUUGACUCUCGAACAGACUAUUAAUGCCGAUGCUGCUAAUAAAUUAACGGGAAUCGUGAAUACUACUAAUUCAAUAUCGGCUAGACAACGUUGGUGUAAAAGUCAUAGUAUUCGAACCACGAUUAUUAGUCAUGUGAUGGAUAAAGCAGGUUUAAGAACACGUCAAGAUGUAACAGCUGAUCUCCAGAAAAGUAGUAUUCAAAUUAAUUCUUCACACCUGAAAAAAUUAAUAAAUAGUAUACAGCAAAAUAUUAAUCCUUUUGCACCAGAUUUGCAAAGGAAUCUAUUAUUUAAUAUAUCAACAGGACAAGCAGCACAGGAACAUGUAGCAGAUUUUUUGCUAAACAUAGAGAAGAAUGGCAAUAAUCAAAGAGAGGACUUUAUUAAAGAAUGUUCUGAAAGUGAAGAAAGAUUCGAGAAAGUUAUUAAGAAGAAUAAAAUUAUGAAUUUUGCUAGUUCUUUAAUAAAAAAGAAAGUGUCUGUAUCUAGUAAAGUCGUUGAAGUUAGUAUACACCGUGAUUUAUUUGGUCAACUUUUUAGAAUUUCUUUACAAAAAACAUUGGAUAUUGCCAAAGUGUUAUCGUUUCCAUUGACACCAGUUCCUUUUUCAUUGUGUCACGUUGAUGGAUCCAUAUGUAAAACUGAUAAAUCAGCUUUAUUAAAGAUUUUAGAGAACAAAAUCAGUACUGAUCACCCGCAAAAUGUUGAUGUAAUUAUUUUUGAUGGUUUCUUUUUACUUCAUUUAAUGAGAGAUAUUCCAUUAAAUUUGGGUGGCGUUUCACAAAAAUUCCUGAAAAUGUGUGUCAUGUCUAAUGCUCAUACUGUCAUUAUUAAUUUUGAUCAGUAUUUUUCACCAUCAAUUAAAGAUAAUGAGCAUUUAUUACGAGGUACGACAGAAGAUUAUGUAUUCCUCAUCAAAGGACCUGAUCAAAGAUGCCCAGUAAAUUUUAAUGUAGAAUUGAAAAACAUUAAUUUUAAGAAAGCGCUUGUCAAUUUUUUUAUUACUGAUUGGGAAAAUAGCUACAUGGCUCUUUUCAUUGGUAAUAAAACCAUAUAUUUAAAUUUUGAUUACUGUUAUAAGUAUGAAGUACACGAUGGAAAAGUCAAUAAGACACUUGAUGAUAAUUUAUCUUGCCCAGAUCACGAAGAAGCUGACACGAAAAUAAUUUAUAAUGUCUGCAAAAUUGAUUUCGAUGCUAAUGUAGUCAUACGAUGUUCAGAUACGGAUAUCCUCGUAAUAAUGCUAGGCAACAUGUGUUUUAUAAAAAAAUUGAAAUUAUGGAUGCAUGUUGGCGUCGGAAAUGCUCAGAGAUAUAUCAAUGUUUCGAAAUUACAUGAAACUUUAGGAGAAAAAUUAUGCAAUGCUCUGCCUGCAUUUCAUGCUUUAACAGGAUGCGACUUUAAUCCAUCUUUUUACCGUAAAGGAAAGACGCGUCCAUUAACAUUGUUUGAAAAUUCAGAAAAAUACAUAGAUGCUUUCAAGAAAAUUAGCGAUAUAAAAAAUGGUAAUACUGAAGAAGUUUACGCCAUAUUAGAAGAAUUUGUAUGUCGUAUUUAUGGUUUGAAGACAUGUAAUGAUUUAAAUGAAGCACGAGUACUUGUAUUCAUGAAAACUUAUAAAUUUACUGAUAAUGACGCAAUCUUUCGCUCCAAAAUGAAGAAUAUUGAUGGAUCUACCGCCCUGCAAAUCAGAAUUCCUACAACAUCUAAAGCGCACUUCUUACAUCGCAAAUCUCUGGAGAAAUGCCCAUCUUCCACAGCCAACAGAAUUUUCACCACUUGAUUAUGGUUGGGAGAAAUCAGAUGGAAAAUACUCUUUCAAAUGGUUCGAUGGAGAUCAAUUGCCUCGAUCAGUAGAUGAAAUAAGUAUAGAGCCUGACGCAGAAAAAAAUCAAGAUGAAACAGUUACGCGAGAAGAGCAAGCUUCAGAUGACGACGAUGAAGACACCGACAAUGACCGCGUUUCAGACGAUGAUAUCGGUGAUGAAAUGGAUGAAUGCGACACUGAUACCUCAUCGAUUUUGUCCUUGGAUGAUUGAACAACUUUUAUUUAUAUAACAAUUAAUAAAAUGAUUUUUAAUAUUGUGUGACGAAAAUAUUUUUUUUUUUUAUUUAAAAUUAAAAUCAUAGUUGAGAAAGCUAAGAAAAUAAAUCACAAAUUUAUAUACAAUUUUCAUAUAUCUCCUUUUCAUGUUCAAUAGAUCUAUAGAAAAAACAUCAUAAAUAUGAUACCGCCAAAGUAUAUAUUUUUAUAGAUGAAUAUUUAUUCAAUGGGAAAUACGAAAAUAAAAGUCUUCCAAAUAUCAAGUACAACAAUACUCGUCUUCCAAGCGAGUAAGUAUGCUGCGGCCGUACGCGCGCCUAAGCGCCAGGUCGGCGCGCGGUACCUUUACAUGCUUGGAAGACGACUAUUGUUGUACCUGAUACUUGGAAGACUAUGAAUUUUCAUUUGUACAUAAAAUAAACUAUGCACUAACGAAGUUUCAGUUUUUCAAUAAAUCCAUUUUAUCCCUUUUUGGAGGUGUUUAUAUGGAUGGAAGACGUGGUACGUUGUGUUUGCUACAUGGAAGACGAGUUUUAUUUUUAUGUUAACAUUAUAAAUAAUUAGAGAAAAAAGUUUUACGCUUGGCGGUAUAAGUUUUUUUUCCAUAAUUUUUGCGGGUUUUCAAAUCGUCCCAUAAUGCCGCGUUGUAACAUUGAGGUGGAAGACUGCUGUUUAAAUAAUCAAUUACCAAAUAUAAUUAAAUUAAAAAUUUUCAGCCUUGGCGGAAUAAUGACACGUAAUCUGUCGCUACCUUCUGGACUAGAAUGAGCUCAAAGAGAUGCGCAAAAGUCUUUCUUUUUGCUUAUUUCACAUGUCUUUUAUAUAAAGGUUUAACGAUAAGUUUCAUCAACACUCUUAUUUAUAGUUUAAAAAAAACCGCUUCUUAUUUUUUUCGCAAAAAAGGAAUUUUCCAGAAAAAAACCAGAAAAAUUCCAUUUUUUUUUUCUGAAAAAAUGCUGUUUUUGCUGUGUAAAUGACAUGCUAUCUAAUUUCACAGUGUAUAAUAAGACAUUAAAAUAGGACUAGUGAAAAGAGAUGAAAUUAAUAUUGAACUAAUUUUUAUGUUUAUAUUUGGAAUAUUACAUUACUUGAGGUUUAAUAAAAUGACUAAUUAUCAAAUAAACUUUCCAAUAAAUUGUCCUUUUGUAAGGACAAAUGUAAUCCUAACAAAUAGUUCAAGGCUAAUUUAAGUUAAUAUUUAUGUUAAUCUUUUGUGAAGAAUUUUGAAUAUUAGCAAUUAUCAAGAAGCAUAAGUUUUAUUUUAUUUAAUAAAUAUAUUAAUUCUGUU